This is a messenger RNA of Achroia grisella, 2495 nucleotides long. RefSeq lists its product as uncharacterized. The transcript has 8 exons. Gene Ontology annotation, biological process: positive regulation of double-strand break repair. NCBI's taxonomy places the organism in Eukaryota, Metazoa, Arthropoda, Insecta, Lepidoptera, Pyralidae. The record is from RefSeq and is a predicted model, not a curated record. Gene Ontology annotation, molecular function: zinc ion binding. Bases 170 to 2128 code for a protein of 652 amino acids. Gene Ontology annotation, cellular component: nucleus.
GUAACUUGAUAACUGGUAACACUGAUAAUAACCGUUUUACACAUUGUUUGUAAUUUCAAUUUUCAAUAAUUUUAAAUAUUUAGUAUAUUGGUGUCAAGUUUGUGUUUACUAGUGAAUAGAAUAAUAGUUCUUGUUUAACUAGCUCAACUUGAGAGAAGUGAAGAAAUAAAUGGAUUAUCCAUUUCAUAAAUGCAGGUUGUGUUUGAAACUUGGAGAUUUCUGUUCAAUUUACGAACAAGAUGAUACAAUAAAAUUGUCUGAAAUGGUUAUGUCAUUCACUAGCAUUCAAAUCUAUGAAGGAGAUGGCUUCUCAGAUCGUGUAUGCAGUACAUGCAUUGAGAAUCUUAGUACGGCAUAUUUAUUCAAACUACAGUGUGAAAGGAUAGACAAUCUGCUAAGAAAAGCACCUGAGUCACAAAUAAUCAAGAACUCUCACGAUGAUUACAAUGAUUUAUUUAGUACAGAAUUUCAUAUGCAUGAAAUAUUUGGAUCCAUAGAGGGAGAAAAUGAUGAAAACACUGUUAAAGACAAAAACACUGAAAUGCUUCAACAGAAUAGUCUUGAAGUAAGUGAUGAGACUGAUAGUGAUGUUGAUUCCAUUAAAUGUGUGUAUUGCAAUGAGUCUUACAACAAUUAUGGAGGUCACACUUGUCAUGUUAAAUGCACCAUUGAAAACAUUGGACUACCCCGGUCCAGUAGUAGCGAGACAUUAGUAGCAGCUGACAUUGAUUGUGACUCUAAAUCCACGGAGGUUUAUGUAUCCUGUAUACUAUGUGACGACAAAUAUAACCAAUAUGAUGACUAUGUCAUACACUUAAACAAGUGUACCACCAAUGUAAAGGUGCGCCAUUUUGUAUGUCCCAUAUGUCAUGAAAUUUUUACAGACAAAUUGGUGUAUUUAGAGCAUUUGAAAAUAAACCAUUUCAAAAUAGAGAAUCGAACUGUACAACCAGGCUUUAUAGACCCUGGAAUAGAUUGUGUUGAUAGCGCUCCUAUAUAUGCACAAACUAAGAAACCAAAAAUAGUUCGCCGACAGAUAGGUUGGUCUUUUGAGGAUAUUUAUCAAGAAAUUGAAUGUAAUAAAAUUGAAGAAAAGCAAACACCGACAUCCAGUCCAAUUAAAUCAUUUUUUUCCAAAUUGGGGAAUGAUUCCUUCAGCAGACAAAGUACACCAAAAAAAGUCAGUUUUCGUCAAUUUAUUGAAAAUAGUAAGGCGAAAACGUCUAAUUAUCUUCCAUUUCGGAAGUACUUACAGAGUUAUAGACAAAAGAAGAAAACUAACUAUAGUCCUAUUGGAGGCAAAAUGCAGGUGACCAGUAAAAUAAGAGCUUGUCUACCAGAAGCAAUAUCCGACAGUGAUUAUGGAUCGCCGAGUGGUACCUCCGAAGAAUCUUGGAGAAUGAAGCAGAAUUUAAUAUGUGCUUGUGACAAAAAGGUGUUCAUGCUAUCAGAAUUUAUUAGUGAUCGUGACAGAAUUGUGUCCAUGAUUAAUGAAUUAGGUGGUGUUGUUGCUGAAAACACUAAAAUGGAAAUGUUGGCUACACAUUAUAUUGCAACGUUGCCAAACGACACAUUCACCGGGAUGAUGGUGUGUGCACUUGCGACGGGCAAAUGGUUAUUGCACGUCAGCUAUAUUUACGAUAGUUUCCGCUGUAAGAAAUUUAUGAGAGAAAAUAUUUAUGAGUGGAUGACACACCCAAAAAUAUUAGAAUUGGACAAUACAAGUGUUGAAAUAGCUAAGGCAGCUGUUUUUUGGCAUUUAGAGUUACAAGCAUUAAAUGCAAAGUUUCCUUUUGAAGGGAAACAAAUAGUGUUGAUAAUGAAGAAGAAAUAUAGACAAUACUACAACAUGAUAUUUAAAACUCUCAAAGCGAAGCCAGUUACAUACGAUCCAAGGACGCCAGGAAGUUGCUGCACUGCCGAUUACUGUUUUGUUGACAUGAAAGUAAUAGAAAGGGUCAAAUUGCGAUUCUUCGCACGCCAUAAUGUUCCCGUGUUUCCGUACCAAUAUAUAUUGGUAUAUCUUUUGAAGAAGGGACGCGUAGAUGACGAAUAUAAAUACUUGUUACAAGACUGCAAGAGAUUUCUAUCUAAAGACACGUUCGACUUUUUAAAUAAUACUUAUUAAUGUGUUUUUGUUCGAUUUACGUUAAAGGUUAUCUCUUCGUAUUCAUAAAAUCGCUAAACGACUUAUGAUACGCGGUAACCGUCGCCAAUACACAUGAACAGCACCGAGGUAGACUUUUCAAAAAGAUGUCUGUGUGGGUACCAGAUUCUCACGUAUUUCGGUUGAAGGAUUCGGUUGACAAGGCAGUAAAAAUACAAAACUAGUAAUGACUUUUACUUCAAAUUAAAACACAAUAUAGCAAGCUGAUUGGAUAUCAUCGCAGAGGUACUGAUACGACGUAUAAUAUCAUGAUUAAUAUAAAAAAAAUUGUUUUAUGAUGCAUUUAUUUAGUUUCUUACUAUUCAUCUUAUAGACAGGUAUUGACUUC